AUGCGGCAAGAAAUUUCCAACCAAGAGCAGUGUCUUCUGCUUUACGGAGAUCAGACCGUAGAGAAGCUGCCCGCCAUCCGGGCCCUUGUGCAGCAAUCCCAAAGGUCUGAAAUUGGCCGACGUUUUCUCCGCGAUGCCUGCGAUAUUGUUCAACAAGAGACAUUCCAGCUCCAGAUCGAGCGAGCUAAAAUCACGCAGUUUGAUACUCUGCUCCAGCUUGCAGAAAACAACGCACGAUCUGAAGAGCCCAGCGAGAUUGUGGCGACAGUUCUCAUGAAUGUCGCUCGACUCGGAGAAUUGAUUCUGUAUGCUGAGGAAGACCCUCAGAUUCUAGGCUCUGCAGAUCGGCCUACACAUAUUCUUGGCUUUUGCACGGGGGAGAUGCCAGCGGCCGUGGCAGCAACUGCACGUAGUAUUCCCGAACUGUACAACCUGUCUGUUGAGGUACUUCGUGUCAUAUGUCGCUUCGCACGAAAUAUUAUCCGCCGUUCAGUGCUCAUAGAUCGGACCAAUGGUAAUUGGGCUACCACCAUUGUUGGCCUUCCAACAGAGCACGUCCAGGCAAUUCUGGAUGACUUCCAUCAAAGCCAAAAAAUUGCACCCUUACGACAGAUUUGUAUUGGCUUUAUUUCAGUGGGCUGGUUAACUCUCUUCGGCCCUCCCACAACAGUUGAGCAGCUUUUUAGUUGGUCCCGAGAGCUCGAUGAGGCUUCUAGGAUCAAGACCGACGCUGGCGGUGGUGUACAUAUGUCCAACCUCCCUGAGCUAGACUUAGACGAGGUAGUGGGAUCGUCGUCUGUUUUGGAGGUUCCGAUUAACCCUAAUGCGAAAUUUUGGUCGCCGUAUAAUUGUGAGAUUCGCAGUGCACCGACACUUAGAGAUAUGCUUCAUCAGGUCGUUUCGGGUAUUGCUCAAGACGCAAUAAGGCUGAGUGAAACGAUAGACCUAGUGGUGAAAAGCCUAAAUCAUUCACCUGUCAAAAUUGUCUCUGUUGGAUACACUCAUCAUCUUGCGACACUACAAAAGUCCCUGCAACGUGCGAAGAUACCAUUCACAGUUAUGCAGCACAGCAAUUCUCCAGAAGAUCUUAGUGGCCCAUUGGUACGUGGUGGUUCCGAUCUAAUUGCCAUUGUAGGCAUGUCCGGACGGUUCCCAGGUAGCGAGAACGUCCAGGACUACUGGAAAUCACUUUUGGAUGGGGAAAGAUAUAUUCGGGAUAUCCCUCCGGAGAGAUUCAAUCUUGAUAAGUGGUUCGAUGCGACUGGAAAGCAGAAGAAUGCGACAGUGAAUCGCACAGGAGCGUUCCUGGAUCGUCCGGGAUACUUCGACAACCGUCUGUUUAAUAUGUCUCCUCGAGAAGCUAUCCAGACUGACCCCCUUCAUCGAUUGUUUCUCACUGUCAGCUACGAAGCACUGGAGAUGGCUGGUUAUUCGCCUGACGCAACACUGUCCACUAACAGCAACCGCAUAGCGACUUAUUUCGGUCAGACGUCGGAUGAUUGGCGUGAUAUCUUACUCACUCAAGGAGUUGACAUAUACUAUGCUUCGGGAAUUUGCCGCGCUUUUGCCCCUGGACGUUUGAAUUACCAUUUUAAAUGGGGAGGGCCGUCGUAUAGUAUCGAUGCAGCCUGUGCCUCCAGUGUCGCAACUAUUUCCUUGGCCUGCUCAGCACUUAUGGCGCGUGAAUGUGACACCGCUCUCGCUGGUGGAGGCUCAAUUCUCGAUUCCCCCGCUCCAUUUGCUGGUCUAAGCCGGGGAGGAUUCCUCUCCCCAGAGAGGGGCUGCGAAACAUUCCAUGAGGAUGCCGAUGGUUACGUGCGUGGCGAAGGCGUUGGUGUGGUUGUUCUCAAGCGGCUCGAGGAUGCGAUAGCAGACAACGACAAUAUCUUGAGCGUCAUUCGGGGCUCUGCAAGAAAUUAUAACAAGGGCGCGUCGUCUAUUACUCAUCCGUCCGCAGAAGAUCAGCAGCGGCUUUACCAACAGGUUUUGAGCAACAGCGCUGUCGAUCCCAGCAGUGUCGCCUAUGUGGAAAUGCAUGGCACUGGUACACAAGCUGGGGACUCCACGGAGAUGUCAUCUGUAUUAUCAGCGUUUGGACAUGGUCGUUCAAAGGAAAACCCGCUAGUUUUAGGGGCUGUGAAGGCUAGCAUUGGUCAUGGUGAAGCAGCCGCCGGUGUGUGUGCUCUUAUCAAAGUGUUGAUGAUGCUUCAGCAGCGUACGAUUCCUCCGCAGCCUGGAAUGCCUUUCCAAAUGAACCAUCGCUUCCCUGAUUUGGGUAGGAUGAAUGUGCAUAUUCCUUCGGGUGCGAUGCCUCUUUAUAGUGCCGACAAAAACAGCAAAUUAAGAGUUUUCUUGAAUAGUUUUGAUGCCUCGGGUGGCAACUCCUGCCUUCUGUUGGAGGAAGCACCUUUGAAGCCUGUCAAAGGCGUCGAUCCUCGAAAACACCACGUGGUAUCCUUUUCUGCUCGGAGCCCAUAUUCUUUGCGGGGAAUAAAAGAGCGAUACCUUGAAUAUCUUUACGAACACCCCGGCACAUCACUGGUGGAUCUUGCAUAUAGCACAACAGCACGCCGAAUGCACCAUACUUCUGUUCGGUCAGUCUUCACGGCUUCGAGUAUUGAAGAAUUUACCAAAAUACUCGAAGAGGACUUAAGCAAACCAGACCCUUCAGUGAAGAAGGGGAAAGGUUCCCCUCCUGGACGCAAUGUUGUGUUCGCCUUUACCGGCCAAGGAUCUCAGUAUGCAGGCAUGGCUCACCAACUCUGGAAUUGCAGCACCGUCUUCCGGGGUCUAAUUGAGUCUAUCCAAACCAUGGCCACUGCUCAAGGUCUGCCGAGCUUUGUCGACCUGAUUGCUCAAAGCGACCUAGAUCUGUCCGAGACGAGCCCAGUUAAUACUCAACUGGCUAUCGUUGCAGUUGAGAUUGCACUCGCUCAGUUGUGGAUAUCAUGGGGAGUAAAACCAAGCCUUGUCAUUGGCCACAGUCUAGGUGAAUAUGCUGCGCUAUGUAUUUCAGGCGUCUUAACAAUCAGCGACACUGUCUAUCUGGUUGGACAAAGGGCAUUGACACUGGUGCAGUCUGCAAAGCAGAACGAGUAUGCUAUGCUAGCUAUAAAUGGCGACGUUGAUACCGCUCGCCAGUAUCUCUCAAAGGGUACAUACGACACGUGUGAAGUUGCCUGUCUCAAUGCCCCCAAAUCAACAGUGGUAAGCGGCUCAUUGCCCGAAGUCAAGGCCCUGAAAGGAGAGCUGGAGGCGCAAGGAACUCGUUCUACCCUUCUCCAAGUGCCAUUUGGUUUCCACUCCAAACAAAUGGAUCCAAUCCUGGACAGUUAUGAGUCAUGUGCAAAGGGUGUUGCCUUUUCUGUGCCACAAAUUCCGAUUGCAUCAACCUUACUAGGCGAUGUUGUUCAAGACGAAUUUGUAAUUUCCCCCGUUUAUCUUCGACGCCAGACUCGUGAGUCAGUAAACUUUGUGGGAGCUAUAGGAGCAGCUCAAGCAGGAGGUUUCAUUGGCAAUGACACGCUUUUCCUUGAGAUUGGUCCCGAUCCAGUCUGUAUUUCGUUGAUCCGCUCGACUCUAGGCGCUGCUUCAGUUCCUCGUCUUUUGUCCAGUCUUCGACGGAACGAAGACAAUUGGCUGACUACGUCCAAUUCUCUGGCAACGAUAUACGAGACAGGUCUCUACGUAAACUGGCCUGAAUACCACCGGGAGUUUUCAGGUUGCCUUUCCCUACUUGACCUACCUACAUAUGCCUUUGACGAAAAAGAUUUCUGGAUGCCAUAUCCGGAUCCAGAUCAGCCUCAUGCCAUUGAAAAGACCCAGUUAGCUCUGCCAUCAAUUCCUGCGGUGCCGGGAUUCCCGACUACAACUCUGCAGAGGGUGAAACAAGAAGCAAUCGAUGAAGGCAAAAUCUCAGUUACUUUCGAGUCCAGCACAUCCGAACCACACCUGCUCUCAGCGAUUGUGGGCCAUGCAGUGGCAGGAGUCACCAUUUGCUCUAGCAGUAUUUUUAGCGAUAUGGCAUUAUCGGCUGUUCGCUAUGCGUUUGAGCGACUGCAUCCCGGCAAGUGGACGGAUGAAUUUCUCACUAUCAGCAGCCUGAAUCUUCAUCGACCUAUUGUUAUUGCUAAUGGACAACCUUCUCAAACUAUUGAAGUUAAUGUAAAGCUUGAAUCGAAUACUGAAAAAGCGCAAAUAACAUUUUCGAGCCAGGCAGGAGAUGCGACUCACAGUGUAGGGUCUGCCAAAGUCUCGCUUCGGGACGCCGGAAAUUGGCAACAGAAUAUAUCACGAUCUCUCUUCCUCAUCCGCUCCCGAAUUGAUGCACUAAAAGAGGCAAAAAAUACCACUAAGGGACAAAGACUCCUUCGACCGGUGGUCUAUCGGCUAUUCUCCAACGUCGUGGAUUACGGCGAGCUUUAUCAAGGGCUAGAAGAAGUAUUCCUAGAUUCUGAACUACGGGAUGUCGUAGGCCAGAUCAAACUACCUACGCUGCCGUCCGGAGAAUCAAGUGGCACUUAUCUAUAUAGCCCCUAUUUACUUGAUGCAAUUGUUCACGUUGCUGGUUUUCUUGCAAACUGCGGUUUGAGAUAUCCCGAGGAUGUCGCAUUCCUUGCUUCUAGUUUUGAAGCCUGGCACAUCCUGAAACCUCUAUCAUCUCAAAAAGCCUACACAAGCUAUGCACAUAUGGAAGAAUCGGCUGAUGGGAACUCUUUACUGGGUGAUGUAUUCGUAUUUGAAGAUAACGUUCUCGUCACCGCACUCAUCGGUGUCAGGUUCCAAAAGAUGAAAAAGAUGGCCCUCACAAAGAUUCUGCAAUCAGCAGCUCCUGGCUCUACUGUCCAGAAGGGAACAGGUAGCCAGUACGUUGGAGAAGCAGAAUUCGAAUCACCCUCUUCAUCUGCUGAUCCCUCUACAUUUACGACACCUCGGGCUACAUCGGUAGCCACGUCUGUAACAAGUGUCGACGAGGAUACUGGUAUUAUUGAUAAGUUUCUCACAGCAGUGGCCACAGAGGUGGGUUGUGAGGUCUCUGAGCUAGAGCCCGACACGGUUUUUGCAGACCUGGGAGUGGACUCCCUGAUGGCCAUCACUGUCAUAGCCUCAAUCCGCAAUGAGACCGGUGUUGAGUUACCAGGAUCGUUCUUCCUCGAUCAUCAGACUGUUGCAGAGGCCAUGAAAGAGCUCAAGGGGGGUGGUGACAGCGGCGUUGCCACGCCGCAAUUCACUCCUCCUGAUGCUUCGCCUAAAGUAGGCACGGAACCAGUAGAGAAUUCCGUGGCAGAAUCUACAAUUCCACCACAGCCUCUUGAAAAUCAAAACCCUCCUGCCUCUGAGAGCAAAGCUAAGCCAGAAGAAGCGCCUGCAAGACCAGUGUCACUCACCACCAAACCAGCACCAGCCUUGUUGCUACAGGGGUCUAUGUCUUCUACCGAAGCUCCACUUUUCCUUCUAGCCGAUGGAACUGGUUCUGUUUCCUCUUACAUUCAACUGCCAGCUCUACCAGGUGGUCGUCGAAUCUACGGCAUAGAGUCUCCAUUUGCACGCGAUCCGUCUGCCUUGGUAGAUGUCAGUGUGGAACAGUUGGUAGGUGUUUUCGUUUCUUCUAUCCGCAAAAUACAACCAACGGGACCCUACAGUAUUGGUGGCUACUCAAUAGGCGCAAUCUAUGCGUUUGAAGUGAGCAGACGCUUACUCGAAGCUAGUGAGGCCAUUUCCGAGCUUCUUCUCAUAGCAAAUCCGGCGCCAAUUGCAGCUCCUACGAAAUUAAGAGGCAGAGAAAUUACUUAUGGAACUUUGCAAGAAGGCGGAUUCGCUUAUGCCAACAGCCGAACAAAAGUGGCUAUAUCUGGGAGACAGAAACAACAUCUUGCAGCUGCCGUGCAGGCUCUAUUGCAGUAUGAGCCUAAAAGUCUACCUCAAGAAAGUCGACCAGGUCACUUGACUUUAAUUAUUCCUUCAAAGGGCCUUGGAGAUGCCGCAUCUACGGCGGAAACUCCCUUCACGGCUUGGUUACACGCCAAUUGGGAUUCAUCGAAGAAUUUGGGUUGGGAAAGCUUGGUUGGCUCCAUUGAUACUGUUCACAAGCAAGAGACGGACUGCUUUUCACUCCUCAAAUAUCCAGAGGUGAGUUUCCAUUUAUAA
This is a messenger RNA of Talaromyces proteolyticus, 6147 nucleotides long. RefSeq lists its product as uncharacterized. The transcript is spliced from 7 exons. NCBI's taxonomy places the organism in Eukaryota, Fungi, Ascomycota, Eurotiomycetes, Eurotiales, Trichocomaceae. Gene Ontology annotation, biological process: secondary metabolite biosynthetic process; fatty acid biosynthetic process. Gene Ontology annotation, molecular function: fatty acid synthase activity; phosphopantetheine binding; 3-oxoacyl-[acyl-carrier-protein] synthase activity. The record is from RefSeq and is a predicted model, not a curated record. The coding region runs from base 1 to 6147 and encodes 2048 amino acids.